GUGUACUUAUUUGACCGGAGUGAAGUUGAAAUUUCCAUGGCAUGAUCGCAUGAUGGUUGAUGUCAUUUGUUGAAAGUAGAUUUAGUUGACGUGUAAACAGAGACAUGCUUGGGCUGGAUUGGGCGGGUGAGCUGGUGGUGGCCUACGGCUGGUACGUCCUGGGGGCUGCCCUCCUGGGGGGCUGGCUGUGGCAGCGGUGCAGCUGCCUGCUGUGGCGGUGGCUGGAAGACAGGGAGGACCGCCGGAGGACCGAGUACCUGCUCGAGCACCCCGAGGUGUCGGAGCAGCGCAUGAGGGAGUUGGACGCAGCUCGCCGCCGCAUGCAGAGCGAGUACGACGCGAAGGCGGCUCUCGCGGCCGAGAGGAGGAAGGAGUUGGAAGAGCAGCGGCGCCAGGAAUUCCUGAACCAGCACCGUGCCGAUCCCGGGCACCGUCUGUCGGACGGCGCAGGCACCAGCGCCAGCAAGUCUCUGAGAGCAGAGCACAACCCUCUGUCCGGCCCAUCCGGCUCGGGACGGUACCGGCCGGCUCGCCCCUCCUGUCCCGGGGGCGGCUGCGGGAGAUAGCCUCUCCACGCCGGACAGCGGUGAGGGGAACAUGCUGAAUGGAAUUUCUUGGUAACAACUUUGAGAGGAGCAAAUAUGACUUCCUGAAGAAAUGUUAUGAAUUUUAUAAAGUUUAAAAAUAUUAUAAAAAUUAUCUAAUAUGUAUUUGUAAAGUGAAAAUUUUUAAUAAACUAUAUUUUCAUAAAGGAUAAA
Molecule: messenger RNA, 758 nt
Organism: Bacillus rossius redtenbacheri
Lineage: Eukaryota; Metazoa; Arthropoda; Insecta; Phasmatodea; Bacillidae
Product: selenoprotein S-like
Exons: 6
Coding region: 105-566 (153 amino acids)
Biological process (GO): endoplasmic reticulum unfolded protein response; retrograde protein transport, ER to cytosol
Cellular component (GO): Derlin-1-VIMP complex; Derlin-1 retrotranslocation complex; endoplasmic reticulum membrane
Source: RefSeq, a predicted model, not a curated record